ACAUUUUGUGAACAUUUCCCCUAAUCAAUUUCUCACCCACACAAACACGAGAAGUUGUUCUUCUUUUGGAGCACAAAUGGCUUCUUUUCUGUGUAACCAAUCUAUGUUAGUUUCGUGUCCAUGUUCUUCUUCCUUCUCUUCAAAUCCCUUUCCUAAAUCUAAAACCGUAUCUUACUCUCCUCACCUUCCUCGCUCUAACAACUUAACUAGAACCACCAACCCUACCCUUCUUCAUCGAAGUCGAAGGCCCCUCCUCAAAUCUUAUCUCGCUUCGCCAGAUUCCUUUCCAACUAUAAGUGAUGAAACGGAGGAUAGUCCGAAUGACAGAAGAGUGACAGAAGAUGAUGGAGAUAUACAAUCUUUACCGAGUUUAGCAGCCCUCAUUGAGGCAUACAAGGAAGCCAUUCUCAAUAGAGAUGAAAAAGCUAUUUCUUGGAUUGAAGUGAGAAUAAAGUUGAUUGAAACUAAAAAAACUGAAUUGAUUAAAGAAUUGUCAACUCUAUCAGCAGAAAAAGUUGCUUCUAAGGAGAAAUGUCUACGGCUACAAGCAGAUUUUGAUAAUUUUAGGAAAAAAUAUGACAAAGAAAAACUAGUUAUCCAGAAUGAUGCCCAAGAAGAAGUCAUUGAAAAACUUCUGUUGAUGGUGGACAAUUUUGAGAGAACCAAACAACAAAAUAUAGCGGAAACAGAGAAAGAGAAAAAGAUCGAUGCAAGCUAUCAAGGUAUUUACAAGCAAUUUGUAGAAGUUAUGAGGAGCCUAAAUGUUUCUGUGGUACCAACAGUUGGUAAACCAUUUAAUCCAUUGCUACAUGAAGCUGUUGCACGCGAGGAGUCCCAAGAGUUCAAGGAAGGGAUUAUAAUUAAAGAAACCCGGCGCGGUUUCUUUCUCGGAGACCGGGUUCUAAGACCAGCACUUGUCAAGGUUUCCUCAGGGCCUGGAAAUAAAAAAUCUAUGGUAGCUUCUGACAAAUCCUUGGAGCAGCCUUCAGCAGCUGCUGGAGUAGAUGAAAGAUAGCCUCUUUAAGAGGUUCUGCUCAUUACUGGUUAUCUUGUCAAUGUUCAACUCAAAAUGCAUCUAAAUUUCAUUAUUUGGGAAAAUUUUUCCCAGGUGAGUGUAAUUGUAAACCCUUGUAGUAUGGACUUUCCCAAGUUUUUAACAUGUGUCCUACUGCUCUGCAAUUUUUGUUUCAUAAUGGAAAAAUGAAUACAUUCGAGUAGGGGAAAAAUGGUGCUCUUGCACAAUCUAUUUUAAAUUUUUUACCUAGAGCUAGAAAUGGUUCUUCUUGCAACAUUUUCUUCUGGGUUCAACUUCUUUGUACACUUUUGUUUGAACAAUUAAAAGAUCAUGAGAAUUGUUGCCUACUGCCAAUUAAAUCAA
This is a messenger RNA of Arachis duranensis, 1378 nucleotides long. RefSeq lists its product as uncharacterized. Gene Ontology annotation, molecular function: protein homodimerization activity; protein-folding chaperone binding; adenyl-nucleotide exchange factor activity. The record is from RefSeq and is a predicted model, not a curated record. Bases 77 to 1015 code for a protein of 312 amino acids. Gene Ontology annotation, biological process: protein folding. Gene Ontology annotation, cellular component: chloroplast. Lineage: Eukaryota; Viridiplantae; Streptophyta; Magnoliopsida; Fabales; Fabaceae. The transcript is spliced from 3 exons.